AUGGCAUCUCUCGCUGCUUUAGAUUUGUUUAAUGUCAAGGGUCGUGUUGCAGUGGUCACCGGCGGGAGUAGUGGCAUCGGGCUCAUGAUUUCCAAGGGUUUGGUCGAAAAUGGAGCGAAAGUUUAUAUCUUGUCUUUGCCAAGUGAUCCGAUCGCCGACACUGUUGCAGAGUUGAACGAUCUAGGACGCGAGACUGGAGGAAGUGCUGAAGGAUUCCCCUGCGAUCUAUCAUCGAAAGAGUCUAUACAGGAACUCUCUCAGAUGAUAUCUUCGAAAGAAAAGACACUUGACAUACUCAUCUCCAAUGCUGGCAUUCGCCGCGACCCUCCAAAAGCAUGCAAUGUCCUCGCAGCUUCAUUGGAAGAGCUACAAGCUUCUAUGUGGUCUGUACGAGCAGAGGACUGGUCAGACACCUUCAAAAUUAACACGACUGCGCACUACUUCCUCAGUGUUUCAUUCCUACCUCUACUCGCUGCGGCUGCUGAGAAGCCCACAAUCGGCGGUGGUAAGGGUCGUGAUGAAGGUAGAGGGGUUAUUGUGGUGACGAGUUCUUGUGCUAGUAUGCAUAACGCAACAAAUAUUGACUUGACAAGCUAUGCGACAAGCAAGGCAGCUACUGAUCAUCUUGUGCGAUUGCUGGCGGCUAAGUACAAUCGGUUUUAUGUUAGAGUGGUUGGAAUCAACCCUGGAUUUGUUCCGAGUAAUAUGAACCCUAUUGGUGCAGAGGGCAACAUGUUUAGUACGCUAUUCGAUAAAGUUCCCGCCAGGAGAGCAGGUGCAUCGGAGGAUAUUGCAGGCACAGUGCUGUACUUGGUCAGCAAGGCAGGAUCGUAUGUUGAUGGUAUCUCACUUUGUGUGGAUGGAGGCCGGAUUUUAUUGGCAAAUGGACAGGAGUGA
Messenger RNA from Penicillium taxi, 897 nucleotides. RefSeq names its product SDR family NAD(P)-dependent oxidoreductase. The coding region runs from base 1 to 897 and encodes 298 amino acids. Gene Ontology annotation, molecular function: oxidoreductase activity. NCBI's taxonomy places the organism in Eukaryota, Fungi, Ascomycota, Eurotiomycetes, Eurotiales, Aspergillaceae. The transcript has 5 exons. The record is from RefSeq and is a predicted model, not a curated record.